UCUCCACCAGAAGAUGCCACAGUUAUCAGCUGGCAUUGCUUACCAGAUCCUUUACCGCUUUGAGAAUGUGCUACACCCUGGCUUUUUAUAGCUUCGGACCCUGUUUCCUUUAAGAAGAAGUUUCAGAGAUUUGCACCCCCCCCCCCUGCUCUUGAUGGGAUCUACCCUGGAACAAUUUAAAAAUGGAGCAAAAUCUGGCUGGAUCAGAAGCAGGAAGGAGCUCUGAUGCUCUCCAGGUGGAGCUGGGGGCUGCUAAGAUGAUGCCAGGGGAGUCCAUCCACAUAGGGGAUGCCCGAUGCCUUCACUUCCGGCACUUCCGCUACCCAGAGAUCUGGGGACCUCGAGAGGUGUUCAACCAGCUCCGUGAUCUUUGCUUCCUGUGGCUCCAACCUGAGCAUCGUACAAAGAAUCAGAUUCUGGAUUUGGUGAUCCUGGAGCAGUUCCUCGCUGUCCUUCCUCCAGAGAUGGAGAGCUGGCUUCGAGAAUGUGGGCCGGAAACCAGUUCUCAGGCGGUGGCCCUGGCCGAAGGAUUCCUGCUGAGUAAGGCUGAAGAAAAGGAAGAGCAGCAGGGUCAGGAGAAUUUCCCAGACUUGGCCAAUGAGAUGGAGAAAACUCCUUCGAGCAUCAGACGCAGAACAUUUUUCAGGUGGAUUGUGGAGGAGGAGGAGCCUGAACAGGUUGCUUCUUGUCAAGGUGAAGGGAUGACACCUGUGAUCCAGUCGUGGUGGCCCCCGUAUGGAAAUGGAAUAGAAACAGCUCACGAAGAACCACCUCAGGAUCUGGUGACUUUUGAAGAUGUGGCAGUCUACUUCACGGAUGAGGAGUGGGCCUUGCUGGAUCCAGACCAACGAGCCCUCCACGUGGAAGUGAUGGAGGAGAACUGUGGAAAUUUGGCUUUCCUGG
This is a messenger RNA of Thamnophis sirtalis, 903 nucleotides long. The record is from RefSeq and is a predicted model, not a curated record. Lineage: Eukaryota; Metazoa; Chordata; Lepidosauria; Squamata; Natricidae.